GUGUUUGAGUUGCAGGGCAACCUUUGACUUCAGUGCUGAAGGAGUGUACAGCCUUGCAUCCCAUCACCCUUGCUGGAAUUGCACCGACUUUGGGUGCAGUGGCCUCCGGUGAUUCGCUGAGACUUGUAGGACAAACAAGUGACUCACGUUGAUGUGCUUGCUCCAGACAGGAGAAACCUGUAAUUUCUCCUGGGCAAGCCUGAUGGAUGCACAGUGGUGAAUCACAGUUUCCACACCGGGGCGGCUGUCAGACAGGCUGCUCACAGCAACUGGCAGGUUCACACAUCCCUUCCGAGGAUGGAGAAGUGGGGUUCCACCCCUGUGGGGACUGAGAGCUGACAGGGUGGACGCACGUGAUGGUGGUCCAGGAUGUGGGGUGCUCAGCACCCACCUUCCCACAGGGUGAUUCUCCAUCUCUGGGGUACUAGACCUGCUUCCUGACGCAGCUAAAACUCUAAAGUGUGAAAAUGAAGGUCCAAGUCACCAUGAUUUGCUGUUACGUGUUUUUUCUGACCACAGAAUGUUCCCACUAUAGACCCAAGAGUCACAUCAAAGUUGGAGAGAAACCUCAAAGCCCCACAGGGAAACCCAGGACUGGACAGAUAGAAGAGAAAUGCCAAGGACCGUGCAAUACUUCCUCCAACUGCAGCCUGCCCUGUGCUAAGCCCUUCCAUGGAGAAAUUGGAUAUAUAUGUCACCAAAAAAUGUGGCAAAAGUCAACGGAGACAUGCACAAGCCUUUCGCUGGAGACACUUUUCAAGGAGGACUCAAACGCUGCUUCACGCCUUUCAUUAGCAUCGGUCUCCAUCCCUCUACACAUUCUUGACCUCCCAGCUCCAAAGCCCGUGGAGAGUGUCACUCAAGGGAUCCGUAAGAACUGUCCCCUUGACUUUGCCUGCAUAAUCAAUCCCGUGAAGUCAUCCGAAGCCACAUCCGGAAAUAUUGCCUUUGUAGUAGAGUUAUUAAGAAAUAUUUCCACACAACUGUCUGAUGAAGUGACUCGAGAGAAAAUGAAGAGCUACAGUACAGUGGCCAACCACAUCCUCAGUCCAGCUGCUCUUUCCAAUUGGACUUUUGUUCCUGACAAGAAAGCGAGCUCAGAUUUAUUACACUCAGUGAAUUCCUUUGCCAGGGAACUCGGCAUCCACGAUCAGUCUGAGACCAUUGUGGACGAGCUCUUCAUUCAGACCAAAGGCUUUCACAUCCAUCACAAUGCCUCAGGGAAAUGUUUGAAUUUCUCCAUGAGCAUGAAUAAUGGCACAGAAGGCAUCUCAGGAACAGUAGAAAUUCCCCAGCAGGAGAUUCAGAAACUACCAAGUUCAUCCCAAGCCAUCGGUAUAGCGUUCCCCACAUUGGGAGCCAUUCUGAAAGAGACCCAUGUACCAGAUGGGGGCCUGUCCAGAACCCCCAAUGGUCUGGUUCUGUCAGUUGUGUUGCCAGAAAGGCUGAGAGAAAUCCUACUCACUUUUGAGAAAAUCAAUAAAUCCCAGAAUGCCAAAGCACAGUGUGUGGGCUGGCACUCCAGGAAGAGUGCUUGGGAUAAGACAGCAUGCAAAACCAUGUUGGAUGCUGGGAGUGCGGUGCAAUGCCGCUGUAACUGCACCAGCAUGAUAAAGUCUUUUUCCAUCCUGAUGUCCCCACAGUUGGUGGGGGACAAAGUCCUGGACUACAUCACUUGCAUAGGGCUCAGCAUCUCCAUCCUCAGCUUGGUUUUCUGCCUGAUCAUUGAAGCCACAGUUUGGCCCCGUGUGGCUGUGACAGAGAUGUCACACAUGCGGCAUGUGUGCCUCGUGAACAUAGCCGUGUGUCUCUUGGCCGCUAAUGUGUGGUUCAUCACUGGCUCCAACUUCAAUGUCAAGGCCAAGAGUUACAACUGGUGUGUCGUGGUGACGUUCUUCAGCCACUUUUUCUACCUCUCUCUGUUCUUCUGGAUGCUCUUUAAGGCACUGCUCAUCCUCUAUGGAAUCCUGGUGGUUUUCCGGAGAAUGAUGAAGUCCCGCAUGAUAGCCAUUGGCUUUGCUGUUGGCUAUGGAUGCCCCUUGGUCAUAGCUGCCACCACAGUAGCUAUCACAGAGCCAGAGAAAAGCUAUGUGAGACAGGACGUGUGCUGGCUGAACUGGGACGUGAGCAAAGCCCUGCUUGCGUUCGCCAUCCCAGCCUUGGUCAUCGUGACUGUGAACCUCGCUGUGGUCUUCGUUGUUGCUUGCAACACACAGAGGCCUUCUAUCGGCAGUUCCAGCUCUCAGGAUAUGGCCAUCAUCAUGAGGAUCAGCAAAAACGUUGUAAUCCUCACCCCACUUCUGGGACUCACCUGGGGGUUUGGAAUAGCCACUCUCAUCGAAGGCACAUCUGUGAUUUUCCACAUCAUCUUUGCUCUCCUCAAUGCUUUCCAGGGUUUCUUCAUCUUGCUGUUUGGAACCAUCAUGGACCACAAGAUAAGACACGCCUUGAGGAUGCGGGUGUGUUCACUGAAGGGGAGCUCCGGGCAGCAGAGAAUGCGCCAUUAAAUUUAACCAAUGGAUCUCAGUUAAUGAAUCAUUGAAGACAAAAUAUGUCUGUUCUCCGAGGCCUGCAUCCUGAGAGACAGGCGAGCUCCAGGAGAAGUGGCCUGUGAAAGGAAGGCUGGAACAAAAGCAAGGUGACUGCCCUGCUUCCAUGGAGGGCAUCUUCCUCGUUCUGCUGGAAGUGACACCUCAGAACACACACAGGGAGGAUGACAUCUGAGUGCCAGGCAUAGCAAGACUGCUCUGCUGACCUGUGAACUUUCCUGGAACUGCAGAGGACUGGAUCCUGUCACCUCAUCAAGAUCACGAAUAGACCUACACAGCCUGCUGAGGCCUCCAUGGAAGCUGGGUCUCUUUCACUCUCAAGGCUGCUAUGGCUCCGUGGUUCCCUCAUCCCUCCCUCUGCAUGCAUCCUGGUACUUGGGGACAGGUUACGUCCAAUUUCCAGGGGUAGGGGUGGAGGAUGGGUCAGCUAGAGGAUGCCCCCAAAUAGAUUCAGAAAAUGUUUGUGAAUCUAUUUGGGGGCAGUUUAUUCAUGGUAGGUUUCCUAACAACAGGAAACAGAAGGUAACAGAACUAGCCUAAGUAUUUAUUAUUUUAUUCUAUUUUAGAUCUUGGGUAAAAUAAUUUAUCUUCUAGGAUCUUAGUUUCCUUGUUUGUGCAACAGGUGAAAUAUUCUUGCAGGUGUAACUAUUUGUGUGUACCUGUAUGCACACAAGCACGCAUACACGUGUCUGUCUUUUUAAACCACUAUAUAUAGAAUUGUAUUUUAGAGAUAAAAAUGAAUAAAUUUAUCUUUCACAA
Molecule: messenger RNA, 3308 nt
Organism: Cavia porcellus (domestic guinea pig)
Lineage: Eukaryota; Metazoa; Chordata; Mammalia; Rodentia; Caviidae
Gene: Adgrf4
Product: adhesion G protein-coupled receptor F4
Exons: 10
Coding region: 468-2507 (679 amino acids)
Biological process (GO): adenylate cyclase-activating G protein-coupled receptor signaling pathway; cell surface receptor signaling pathway
Cellular component (GO): membrane
Molecular function (GO): G protein-coupled receptor activity
Source: RefSeq, a predicted model, not a curated record